AUGUGUGCGAGCACGGUCAUAGCGAGGUGUGGACGAACCUUUUGGAGCGGCCGCCCUCUUAUCCUGCCUCUUCCCUCGACGACGUUCCACGCGGGCCAGUCUGCGUGGGAUUGCGGCCACAAGUACCCAACGCGACCUAGCUCCCACCUGCUGCUCGCCGUCGCGCCCCAACUGCUGGACUUCCUCUCCGCCACUCCGCGGCUCUCCGUCCUUCACGGCUUCUUCCUCUUGAUUCCCAACGCACGGGAAAAGACGUUCCCCUCGACGUCCCUCCCGACCGUCCAUCUUCCCGCCGAGUACACCGCAGGGCGCGUCUUCAGACGAGCGUCCUCGCAUCUGGAAGGAGUGGACGAGCAUGCUGCCCAAGAUUGGAGAUUACGCAGAGCGACGGCCCGCGGAACCGAGGGCGCUCUCCCCAUUUUCUACAACCCGAUGCAAGCUUCAACCGGGACGGACGAUGUGGUUGAUCUAUUCGACCUGUUGGACAUCGGGAGUUUGUCCGCGGACCGCCUCUCCGAGCUUGUGUUCUUCUUUCGAAGUGUUAGAGAUGGUACACCAUCUCGUCUUCGGAGCAGCGUCCCGGCGACGACCAAAGAACACGCCGGCCGCCUCACCCUCCUCAACAUCCACGGCGCGACCAUUACGCGGGACCUCUGCCUGGUUGUGCUUCUCACCUAA
Epithele typhae is the source of this 678-nucleotide messenger RNA. RefSeq lists its product as uncharacterized. The record is from RefSeq and is a predicted model, not a curated record. The transcript is spliced from 5 exons. NCBI's taxonomy places the organism in Eukaryota, Fungi, Basidiomycota, Agaricomycetes, Polyporales, Epitheliaceae. Bases 1 to 678 code for a protein of 225 amino acids.